UGAAAAUGUUGAAGUUGAAGCAACUCUCUAUAGAUCGGCCGACGAUUCAUUCUGUCUUCCCGGUGGCUCUGGCUGCGCUUCUCGUCGUAGGACUCGCACGAUUAGUCUUGGACGAUCUCAAGAGUCAUGGAAGCUUUGUUUUCAAGAUGUAUGGCCGACCGAGAAGCGAAAAGCAUCGACUACCGGUCGUCGUCGCUUCGGAAGAUCUCGUAGAUGAAGAUUGCAACUUGUUUGAAGGGAGAUGGGUGUGGGAUAAUGGAUCAUAUCCUCUUUAUGAAGAAGAGACAUGUCCAUUUUUGGUCAAGCAAGUUACUUGCCAGAAGAAUGGAAGGCCUGAUUCUUUUUACAAGAAAUGGAGAUGGCAGCCUAAUUCUUGCAAUUUGCCAAGGUUUGAUCCAUUGAAGCUGUUGGAUAUUCUGAGGGACAAAAGAAUAAUGUUUGUUGGGGAUUCAAUACAGAGAGGACAGUUUGAGUCAAUGGUCUGUUUAGUUCAAUCCGCCAUUCCCAAAGGAAAGAAAUCCCUUCGAAGAGUUCCUCCCAGGAAGAUCUUUAAAGUUGAGGAUUACAAUGUAUCAAUUGAGUACUACUGGGCACCAUUUAUGGUCGAGUCCAUCUCUGAUCAUGCUACAAACCAUACUGUAUUAAAAAGAAUGGUGAAGCUUGACUCCAUAGCCAACCAUGGCAACCACUGGAAAGGGGUUGAUUUUUUGGUGUUUGAGAGCUAUGUCUGGUGGAGAUACAAGCCUCUGAUCAAUGCCACGUAUGGAUCUGCAGAAGAUGUAAGAGAGUAUAAUGUUAGCACUGCAUACAGAUUGGCCAUGGAAACUUGGGCAAAUUGGAUAGAAUCCAAUAUCAACCCUCAUUCUCAAAGGGUCUUCUUCAUGACUUUGUCUCCAACACAUUUGUGGAGCUGGGAGUGGAAGCCCGGAAGUGAUGAGAACUGCUUCAAUGAGUCCCACCCAAUUGACCAUCCACACUGGGGCACUGGUUCAAGCACUGAGAUUAUGAACAUGGUACAUGAUGUUGUACAACACCUCAAGAAUAUAAAUGUAACUUUACUAAACAUUACGCAGCUAUCGGAGUUUCGAAAGGAUGCUCAUACGUCAAUUUACGGGGAGCGUCGAGGCAAGCUUUUGACCAAGGAACAGAGAUCUGAUCCCAAAAACUUUGCAGAUUGCAUCCACUGGUGUCUACCGGGAGUUCCUGAUACAUGGAAUGAAAUUUUGUACACUUACUUGUUAAGAACCCAUCGAAACCUCUCCUAGAUUUCGAUCCUGACAUUAAAUGGCGAGGAAAUAUUCAAUAAAGUUUCCAUCCACAGUUCCUUGAGGCAAAAGAGAGGAAUAGAAGAGGUAAUUUUGAUGAAAAGUGUAAGUAUAGAUUACAACAAUAGCUAAAGGACAGUUAAUAGUAUACUGAUUUUGCAUAAUGCCUACAAUUGAUUGGUACUCAGAAUAAAAUCAAGAGAAUGUUAAAUUAUCAAUCAACUAAAAAGUCUAAGCUAUACUUAACACUCUGCCUCUGCCUCACAUGUUGUGAGCUUGAAAAUUUUGCACAAAACUCAAUAAAUAGUAGUGAUUACUAUUAAAUGAUGAGGAAAAUGACGUUACAUAGUUCGAAUACAAAACUUCCUACUUAGCUGAUGCUAAAUCACCCAUCAACCCAAAACUUAAGUUAUAUUAAGUUAUAUCUUAACAAAUAGUACUAAACCAAUCCCAACAAUUUUGUUGUAAAAUAUCAAUUCAUAAAAACUAGUUUUCUUGUUUUAUUUUAGAGAAGCUCCCAUUCAGAGUCACCUAAUUGAAUGGUUUGAAAUUUCCUCAAUAGCAUUGUAGUGAAGCAGGCAAACUUCUUCCUUGGAAGCACUUUCUUGCACUGAUUCUAUUUAAAAUA
Messenger RNA from Momordica charantia (bitter melon), 1893 nucleotides. RefSeq names its product trichome birefringence-like protein (DUF828) (gene TBL31). Gene Ontology annotation, molecular function: O-acetyltransferase activity. Gene Ontology annotation, cellular component: Golgi apparatus. The record is from RefSeq and is a predicted model, not a curated record. Lineage: Eukaryota; Viridiplantae; Streptophyta; Magnoliopsida; Cucurbitales; Cucurbitaceae.